Messenger RNA from Dreissena polymorpha, 4821 nucleotides. RefSeq names its product catenin alpha-2-like. The transcript has 22 exons. NCBI's taxonomy places the organism in Eukaryota, Metazoa, Mollusca, Bivalvia, Myida, Dreissenidae. Gene Ontology annotation, molecular function: beta-catenin binding; cadherin binding; actin filament binding. Bases 160 to 2850 code for a protein of 896 amino acids. Gene Ontology annotation, biological process: cell-cell adhesion; cell migration. The record is from RefSeq and is a predicted model, not a curated record. Gene Ontology annotation, cellular component: adherens junction; catenin complex.
AACAAGGAUUUAUAGCCGAAAGACAAAAAUGAAGGAUUGAAAUUGAGUCGCAAUUCAGUAGCACCUGAACACGUAAAAGCGGAAGUUGUAAUGACUCACUAUCCGGAAAUACAUAUGUUUACUCACAAAAAAUAAAUUAUAGGACUUUACAACUACAAAAUGGGAACACUGAACAUAAAAUGGGAUCCAAGAAAUUUAGAAAUUCGCACAAAAUCUGUUGAAAAGACUCUGGAGCCAUUAGUAACACAGGUCACAACACUUGUUAACCAAAAAGGGCCCUCUACCAAAAAGAAGGGUCGGUCUAAGAAAGGCCAUGUGUUGGCAGCAGCUGUGCAGAGGGCCACCCAGAACUUUGUGGAGUCAGGAGAAGAGAUCGCCAAUGAGAACCCUGACGUUAAGGAAGACAUGCUGGCCGCAGUUGAUGAAGUUAGGUCUACAGGAGCAGCCAUGGGGGUUGCAUCAGAGGAGUUUGCUGCAGACCCAUGUUCCUCCAUGAAGCGAGGGGCCAUGGUGAGGGCUGCACGCUCCCUUCUGUCUGCUGUGACACGGCUGCUCAUCCUCGCAGAUAUGGUGGAUGUUCACCUACUGCUUAAGUCACUCAGAGUGGUGGAGAAUGACCUUGACCGGAUCCGUAACGCCUCGAGCCACCAGGAGCUGAUGGAUAGCUUUAAGGAGUUUGGCAAGAGUGUCGUAGAGCUUUCUGAACGGGCUGCACAGAGACAGGCGGACCUAAAGGAUCCCCGCCGCCGUGACGACCUGGCUGCGUCCCGGGCAACACUGAAGAAGAGCAGCAUGAUGCUUCUCACUGCCUCCAAGGCCUAUGUUCGUCACCCAGAGCUCGCUGCCGCCCGUGCCAACAGAGACUGGGCGUAUGAGCAGCUUUGUGACGCUGUGAAUACUAUCUCUGGGGUCGCGCAGGCUACCGGGCAGUCAAACGCUCACCCGUACGAGGGGGCAGGGGAGCUGGCUGCAGCGCUGGAUGAGCUCAUGCAAAAGGUGAUAAUGGAUCCACUGACAUACAACGAGGUCCGCAUGCGCCCCUCUCUUGAGGAGAGACUAGAGAGCAUCAUCAGUGGGGCAGCGCUCAUGGCGGACUCAGCUUGCACACGUGAUGACCGGCGCGAGAGGAUCGUACAGGAGUGUAACGCCGUGAGGCAGGCACUGCAGGAUCUGCUUACAGAGUACAUGAAUAAUGCGGGCAGGUCUGAGCCAAGUGAGGCACUGGAGAGGGCCAUAGACAACAUGCAGAAGAAGACAAAGGACUUGAGGAGACAGCUGCGUAAAGCGGUAGUGGACCAUGUAUCGGACUCGUUCCUGGAGACCAAUGUUCCUCUGCUGGUGUUGAUAGAGGCUGCCAAGGCUGGCGAUGAGAAGGGGGUGGAGGAGUAUGCAGGGGUGUUUGCUGACCACGCCUAUAAACUGGUCGAGGUUGCCAACCUGGCCUGCUCUAUGUCUAGCAAUGAGGAGGGAGUGAAGAUGGUGAGGCUGGCUGCAGCGGAGAUAGAGAAGCUGUGUCCACAGGUGGUGAACGCUGCCCGUGUGCUGGCAGCGCGGCCAAGGUCCAAGGUGGCACUGGAGAACAUGGACGUGUUCAAGGAAGCCUGGGAGAGCCAGGUGCGACUCCUCACGGAUGCCGUAGACGACAUCACCACCAUAGACGACUUCUUAGCGGUCUCAGAGAGCCACAUACUGGAGGACGUGAAUCGGUGCGUGUUUGCCCUCCAAGAAGGUGAUGCAGACACACUUGACCGCACAGCAGGGGCCAUAAGGGGCCGGUCAGCUCGGGUGUGCAACGUGGUUGCUGCGGAGAUGGACAACUAUGAGCCUGGACCAUACACUGACCGCGUCAUGGAGGCCGUGAUACUGUUGAGGGACCAGGUGAUGCCCAACUUUGCCGAGAAGGUGGAGCUGGCAGUGGACGCUCUAUCUCAGAAUGCACCAGAGAGGAUUGAUGAGAACGAGUUCAUAGACGCGAGUCGUCUUGUGUACGAUGGAGUUCGAGACAUACGUCAGGCAGUACUCAUGAACAGGGCUCCAGAGGAGCUGGACACGGACACAGACCUCGAGGACGAGGCAGACCACUAUGACACACGCUCCAAAUCGAGCUACCAGACAGAUGUAGAUGACAUCCAUGGCAAGUCAGACCGGGCAAUGAUGAGGGCUCUCCCAGCCGAGGAGAGGGAACAGAUCCAGGCCCAGUUCGAGAUGUUCCGAGCGGAGAAACAGAAGUUGGACCGCGAGGUCGCCAAGUGGGAUGACAGUGGCAACGACAUCAUCGUCAUGGCGAAAAAGAUGUGUAUGAUUAUGAUGGAGAUGACAGACUUCACAAGAGGUCGCGGCCCUCUGAAGAGCACAAUGGAUGUGAUCAACGCAGCCAAGAAGAUUUCUGAAGCAGGAACCAAACUGGACACACUGGCCACAAAGAUUGCUGACCAGUGCCCUGAUUCGGCCUCUAAGAAGGACCUGCUAGCCUACCUACAGAGGAUUGCCCUGUACUGCCAUCAGCUGAACAUCACCAGCAAGGUGAAGGCUGAUGUACAGAGUGUCGGAGGGGAGCUCAUCGUCUCCGGGUUGGACAGUGCCACGUCUCUCAUCCAAGCAGCCAAGAACCUGAUGAAUGCUGUUGUCCUCACGGUGAAGGCCUGCUAUGUUGCUUCUACAAAGUACAAGCAAGCUGGCAAGAAAACAAUCGUUGCAUGGAAGAUGAAGCCCCCAGAGAAGAAGCCUUUGGUGCGUAGAGAGGAAGGGCGGGACUACGGGCGCAUCAGCAAGUCAGCCGGCAAGAAGAACAUCGAGCCAAUCAAAGCACUGAGUGACUUCCAGGAAGUGGACAAAGACAGUUUCUGCUGAGUCAUCGUGCUUGGCAGUGUGCCAAAUGUGGCUGAGUGAUGUCAUUAUGCUUGACAUGUGACAAGAUCUUGAUAAAAUUGAAUAGGGUGCUGCAUGUAUCUAAUUCUUUGAAUCUCUGCUUCCACACUACUGCUAAACGAAUAAAAGAAUAUAAAUAAAGUGAUCAGCAAGGAAGAGAUCAAUUGGAAAGUGUUUUCAAAUUAAAAAAAACUGGAUUGAAUAAAAUUAAAAUAUGUAAAAUAUUCUAUGAAGCUCCUUUCAUGUUUACUUUUAACCCUUUCAGUGCGGGAACCGGAUUUUGAAGGCCUUUGCAAACAGUUUGGAUCCAGAUGAGAUGCCACGAUCCAAACUGUUUGCUAUUCUGAUAGUGUUCUUUGAAAAAAAUCGAAGAAAAUGCUAAUUUUAGAAAUUCAGCAGGAGACAUUUUAGCAGACGACAAAUUUCCCAGCAUGCAAAGGGUUAAGCAGCACUCUGUAUCUGACUAUUCUGAGGUAUUAGCAAUAUUUCACUGUUAAAAACUCAGUUUGAAAAUGUGGUAGUGGAACAAUUCUGCAAAGUCAUUGUAAUAGCUGCAGUCAGUGUAUGUAACAUUUAAUUAUCCUGUAAAUUCGUUUGCAUUGUAAAUAUUCAACAUAGUUUUGUAAUUUUCAUCAAAAAGUGUUUUUUUUUCUCUGCAGAACUGAUUACUGUCGAACUUUUCUUUGUCGGGUUUUAGGAGAGAACAACUUUAUAACAUGGAUGGCGUGUUUAAGUCUCAAAAUAUAUAUGAAAUCUUCAUAGGGAAACAUAUUAUAUUCAUAUUUAAGAAUGAUUUCCACAUUGGUUGAAUUGCAUAUCUAUUCAUAAACCUGGUUUUAGCUAUUGAUCUGUGUUUUACAUAUGAAACAAAAGGCAUGUAAAUCAGUAGUUUGUUUCAUUAAAUGUAUGUAUGCAUGACCAAUAUAUUUAUUACCCAGCUAGAUCAUACUUUCGUGCCAAUUUUUGGAACUUAAAAUAAUUAAAUUGGUUAAUGAUAAGGAUAUGUCCAAACUUGAGUUUUGCGGAUAGGCAGAUUUUAUAAAUUGGAUUUAGAGUGGAAUCUAACAUACCAUUUAUGGUGGAAUACCAAUUGUUUAUUGACAUAAUGGAAACUUGUAUAUAUUUAAGACAAAUGAUAAAAUUGUUAAAUUGUUGCAAAAUAAGUUAAAAAAUAAGAGCAGUAAUCUAAACAUGUUUAUUGAUGUACAUAUUCAUGCUUCCAAAGCUUCAAAAACAAUAUACAUGUAAUGUCUUCCUGUUUGUUAUUUAUUGUUUCCAUGGUUAUUAAACCGUUUCCAUUUUGUAGCAAGUAUAGAGUUUUAGUGAUCCAUUGUGGUUUCAUGUUUACUGUAGAUAUACUAUGUAUAGCUUUUUUUUUAAAUUAUGCUUUUAUGAUUUGUAUUAACAAUUUCUACAACAUUUCCUAUCUUGGCAUAUACAUAUCUUAACUUGAGAAAAAUGAUUGAAGCAUGAUUUAGUCAGAAUGUUGCUUAUUUGUGUCUGUAUUACCGGUAAUCAAGUCGAGAGUCAGGUGUGUAUUGCCAGUUAACAUUUGAGCUUUGUGUGUGCAGAGUUGUUUAACAAAUUAAUAAUUAUGUAUGAACAUUUACAUAUGACUCUGAAAGUAAAUAUUAUUUGUAUUGGAUAUAAUAUUUGUUGUGAAAAAAUUUACUUGUAAGUGUGAUUUAUUUGAAAAUAUUUGAUAUAUUUUACUAUCAUAUCAAUGAAUUUAAAAGGUUGUUGAUUUUUACUCUAAAAUUGGCUUGUUUUUUUCUAAAAAAAUCGACUGAAUCUCAAUAGAUCCUGUGUAUUUCAUUGCAUUCUGUCUCUUGAAUUUCAGUAAAAUGACUUAGGCUUUUUGUAUUUGAGGUUGUGAUAGCUGUUCAUUAUACAUUAACAUUUAUUUUGUAAAAAGAACAUCAUAUUUUCUAAAAUAAAUGGUUGUAAACUCUA